This is a messenger RNA of Protopolystoma xenopodis, 672 nucleotides long. The record is from the annotation of a GenBank genome assembly. Lineage: Eukaryota; Metazoa; Platyhelminthes; Monogenea; Polystomatidea; Polystomatidae.
AUGCUGUCUGUCCUUGCAAGCACAGGUGCCUAUCUGAUCUUGGCCGCUGAUGAUCUUGACGCUUGUCAGGACGAGAGGCUUCGUUUGAUCGAUUCGGCAGGUCUAAGUCCUGGGCGAGUCGAAUGCCGUCAUCUGGAUAUGUCCAGUCAACGCUCAGUCCGUCGAUUUGCCGGUGCUCUAUUGGCCGACCACCCAUGCAUUACUCGUCUAGUCGUGAAUCCCGCUGGGAGUUUAUCUCAAACGUUUCCUGGUGAACGCCGCCUCACACCAGAUGGCAUCGAAACACAGCUUGCCUGCGAUUACUUAUCUACAUACUUGCUGGUGCGUCUUAUGCUACCAAGUUUAGUUUCUCAGCGUGUAUCUCCCUUAGAUUCAACAGAUGCAGCCGAAAGGUCUCAAACUUCCAUCGCCUCUUUAUCAUUCCCCCCUAGUCCAUCGACGAAGGGAUUUGCACGUGUCGUCAUCACCUUUGAUUCUCAGGCGGCAGCAAGCGAGGCCUCUGAUUCAAUAAAGAACUCAACUAUGGAAAGGGAGGCGAGGUCACCGGAAGGCGAAUCCAUUAGCAGUUCAAGAUCCCUAUUACCAGUUGAGAACUUUAAUUGGGAGACUAAUUAUGCUCCAGCGAAGGCGAAGAAUAGAGCCCAGUGGUUUCUGCGCCUUUUUGCUGAGUAA